Polyodon spathula (Mississippi paddlefish) is the source of this 1940-nucleotide messenger RNA. RefSeq lists its product as uncharacterized. Bases 212 to 1360 code for a protein of 382 amino acids. The transcript has 9 exons. Gene Ontology annotation, molecular function: DNA binding. The record is from RefSeq and is a predicted model, not a curated record. Gene Ontology annotation, cellular component: RNA polymerase III complex. Gene Ontology annotation, biological process: transcription by RNA polymerase III. NCBI's taxonomy places the organism in Eukaryota, Metazoa, Chordata, Actinopteri, Acipenseriformes, Polyodontidae.
UUUGAUUUACGGUGCAUUAUGAUGGGUCAAUAACAGCUUUUCGUUUAUGCUUAAUGGUGUUCCUGAGAUCUGCUAUAAUUUGCAGAGAAGAGCGAACAAAAUGGACGGAUCUGUUUACAUCGUGAACAGAAAACACGUCAGAAGACGAGGUUGCCAAGAAACAUCUACACCUUUAAGACGGUACCAUUUAUAAAUCAGAAGGUAUCAAAGCAUGUUCCACCGCCUCAGUGAGUCGGACAGUGCCCCCAGUACCUCUGGUACCAGACCCUCGUUUGCUCAUGGGCGAAGUUUACUUGGAAGACCAUCAGUAAAUACCCAGCCUCCUCCAGGUCGUCUGAGUUCCUUGCGUUCUAGAGAUCUUACCUUAGGAGGUUUUAAAAAGAAAACCUUUGCUCCAAAUAUACAUUCAGUCCGUAAAACCAAAGAUGAACUUAAGGAAGAGUCCCAUACAGCUUCAAAGAAGGAAAAGCGAGAUAAGGAGGAACGACAGAAAGAUGGCCGUGGCAGAAAGAGAGACCGACCACAAACUAUCCAGUCACACUCUAUCUUUGAACAAGGCCCUGCUGACACAAUUAGGAAAAUAGGGAGCUGGGACAGUGUAGACAAGAAUGACUGUGGCCCACCUCAAGUAUUAAAAUGUAUUAAAAAGGAAAAACAUACCUUUGAAGACGACCCACAGGACAUUUUACAGAAGCUGAAACGGGAUGAUUUUUUAGAUGAUCCUGGCCUCAAGAACGAUGCAAAAAACAGACCAAUUCAGCUUCCAUUAGUUCAGUCAAGUAAUGUUUUUAAUGCAGAUGAGGCUACUGCAAACAUGAAGGAAGAACCUCUGUGUGAUGAUACAACAGCCAUUAAAGUACCAAGACCACAACUGAAGAAAGGUUUCUUAAUUCCAAAACAGCCCACUGUAGCUGAACUCUUCCAGAAGAUGAGUGUGUCCAAUGAAGAUGAGCUGUUGUUCAUCCAGCUCCCCGAUACAAUCCCUGGACAGCCGUCGGCACACAGUGACAAACUUGCAAAGAAAGAACCCAAAGCAGAGGACAAGCACACACCUUCUAAAAGUCAAGAUACUCCAAUAAAAGAAAGCAGUCCCACCCUAUCAGACUUCACAGAGGGUCCCAUUGGUAAACUGCAGAUCAGAAAAUCAGGCAAAGUGCAGCUGGUCAUGGGCGAUGUCACGCUGGAUGUUUCGGAGGGAGCAGCCUUUUCUUUCUUACAGGUAAGACUGGUGUGGCUGAUAAAAAGGCACAAUCAAACCCUACAAAAAAUAUACAUUUUACCAGGCCCAUAUACACAGCAUUUAAAACCAGAGCCACACACUAAACUGGACAAAAGAAACAGAUUUGGAAACAUCUUUUGAUUAAAGUUGCAUUGUGUGAUUUGAGAUACUCUCACAAGAAUCCAGUACAAAAACAAAAAUCAAUUUAUGACAAAGCACUCAAUUACUGCUGCACAGCAUAUACUGUACAACCACUAUUUCAUAGUAAGAAAGAUCUUCACCAAAAAAAAAAAAAAAAUGCUGAAUGUCCAACAAAUUUAAUGUAAAGAAGUGUAAAGUACAAUGUGUUUAUGAUUUUGAAAGUUGAUUAAAUGUUUUACUGUUGAUUAGUUUUAAUUAGAAGGUAUUUUACUGUACAUUCAAAACACUUUUGUAAAAGCUAAAUAUAUUGUUGGUUGCUGUUUCUUUAUCUAAGUGAAAUUCAUAAAUGCCUGCCCAGUGGGUCUGUAAUUGUCGUACAAGGUGGCACGUUGAUUUUUGGAAUCAAAAUUAUUUAAUUGCAAUCUGUUUUUACACACCAAACAAUGCUGGAUGACAGCAACCAAUGAUAUUUACUAAAAGGAGACCUGACUUUUCAAACUGCAUUUGACCUUGAUAUAUCUAGCACGAUAAAUGUACUGAAACAAUGCACUUUUUUUUUUUUUUUUUUUUUUUUUUUUUG